This is a messenger RNA of Pan troglodytes (chimpanzee), 4627 nucleotides long. It is a transcript of the gene FERMT1, whose product is annotated as FERM domain containing kindlin 1. The transcript has 15 exons. Gene Ontology annotation, biological process: integrin-mediated signaling pathway; cell-matrix adhesion. Gene Ontology annotation, cellular component: focal adhesion. Gene Ontology annotation, molecular function: integrin binding. Lineage: Eukaryota; Metazoa; Chordata; Mammalia; Primates; Hominidae. The coding region runs from base 279 to 2312 and encodes 677 amino acids. The record is from RefSeq and is a predicted model, not a curated record.
AGUGCACCGGGCACGCCGCGCCAGGCUGGGGGCAGGCACCGAGCCUCCGUGGGAGGUCCCGAGGCCGCUUCGCCUGCUCGCCCUGGCUCCAGCCCUCACCUGCCGCAGCCUUAGCUGAGCAGCCGCCGCCACUGGGCGCCCGCCGCUCCCCACUUCGCCAGCGCCCGCUCCUCGGCUCGGCCCGGGGUAGUUUGUAGGGACGCAGCUCUCCACGUGCGCGACUGCGAGGCUGGACGCUACAGGCUCCUGGAAAGGAGCAGACACCAGCAUUUGCCACAAUGCUGUCAUCCACUGACUUUACAUUUGCUUCCUGGGAGCUUGUGGUCCGCGUUGACCAUCCCAAUGAAGAGCAGCAGAAAGACGUCACACUGAGAGUAUCUGGAGACCUUCAUGUUGGGGGAGUGAUGCUCAAGUUAGUAGAACAGAUCAACAUAUCCCAAGACUGGUCAGACUUUGCUCUUUGGUGGGAACAGAAGCAUUGCUGGCUUCUGAAAACCCACUGGACCCUGGACAAAUAUGGGGUCCAGGCAGAUGCAAAGCUUCUCUUCACCCCUCAGCAUAAAAUGCUGCGCCUUCGCCUGCCGAAUUUGAAGAUGGUGAGGUUGCGAGUCAGCUUCUCAGCUGUGGUUUUUAAAGCUGUCAGUGAUAUCUGCAAAAUCCUGAAUAUUAGAAGAUCAGAAGAGCUUUCCUUGUUAAAGCCGUCUGGUGACUAUUUUAAGAAGAAGAAGAAAAAAGACAAAAAUAAUAAGGAACCCAUAAUUGAAGAUAUUCUAAACCUGGAGAGUUCUCCAACAGCUUCAGGUUCAUCAGUAAGUCCUGGUUUAUACAGUAAAACCAUGACCCCUAUAUAUGACCCCAUCAAUGGAACACCAGCAUCAUCCACCAUGACUUGGUUCAGUGACAGCCCUUUGACGGAACAAAACUGCAGCAUCCUCGCAUUCAGCCAACCCCCCCAGUCCCCAGAAGCACUUGCGGAUAUGUACCAGCCUCGGUCUCUGGUUGAUAAAGCCAAGCUCAAUGCAGGUUGGCUAGACUCCUCACGCUCCCUUAUGGAACAAGGCAUCCAAGAGGAUGAGCAGCUGCUCUUACGAUUUAAAUAUUAUUCUUUCUUCGACUUGAAUCCUAAAUAUGAUGCUGUCCGAAUAAACCAACUCUAUGAACAAGCCAGGUGGGCCAUUCUCUUAGAAGAAAUUGAUUGCACAGAGGAAGAAAUGUUGAUCUUUGCAGCUCUACAGUACCACAUUAGCAAACUGUCGUUGUCUGCUGAAACACAGGAUUUUACAGGCGACUCCGAGGUUGAUGAAAUAGAAGCGGCGCUUUCUAAUUUGGAAGUAACCCUAGAAGGUGGAAAAGCGGACAGCCUUUUGGAGGACAUUACUGAUAUCCCUAAACUUGCAGAUAAUCUCAAAUUAUUUAGGCCCAAGAAGUUACUACCAAAAGCUUUCAAACAAUAUUGGUUCAUCUUUAAAGACACAUCCAUAGCAUACUUUAAAAAUAAGGAACUCGAACAAGGAGAACCACUAGAAAAACUAAAUCUUAGAGGCUGCGAAGUUGUGCCCGAUGUAAAUGUAGCAGGAAGAAAAUUUGGAAUCAAGUUACUAAUCCCUGUUGCCGAUGGUAUGAAUGAAAUGUAUUUGAGAUGUGACCAUGAGAAUCAAUACGCCCAAUGGAUGGCUGCCUGCAUGUUGGCAUCGAAGGGCAAAACCAUGGCAGACAGCUCCUACCAGCCAGAGGUCCUCAACAUCCUUUCAUUUCUGAGGAUGAAAAACAGGAACUCUGCGUCUCAGGUGGCUUCCAGUCUCGAAAACAUGGAUAUGAACCCAGAAUGUUUUGUGUCACCACGGUGUGCAAAAAAACACAAAUCCAAACAGCUGGCCGCCCGGAUCCUGGAGGCGCACCAGAACGUGGCCCAGAUGCCCCUGGUCGAAGCCAAGCUGCGGUUCAUCCAGGCGUGGCAGUCACUGCCUGAGUUUGGCCUCACCUACUACCUUGUCAGAUUUAAAGGAAGCAAGAAAGAUGACAUUCUGGGAGUUUCAUAUAACAGGUUGAUUAAAAUUGAUGCAGCCACCGGGAUUCCAGUGACAACAUGGAGAUUCACAAAUAUCAAACAGUGGAAUGUAAACUGGGAAACCCGGCAGGUGGUCAUCGAGUUUGACCAAAACGUCUUUACUGCUUUCACCUGCCUGAGUGCAGAUUGCAAGAUUGUGCACGAGUACAUUGGCGGCUACAUUUUCUUGUCCACCCGCUCCAAGGACCAGAAUGAAACACUCGAUGAGGACUUGUUCCACAAAUUGACCGGCGGUCAGGAUUGAAACAAGCACGCGUGCUCAGCUCACACCAACAAGGCAAGCCAAAGGCGCCCCUCCCCAGAGGGAUCCCUAACUUGCCCAGCAUGUAGAUUCUGGACUAACAGACAACAUACAUUCAUCGCUGGUCACCCAGAUCCUCAUUCAAACCCACUGCUGGCACAUCCCUUUCCUUACUUUGCCCUGUGCUACCAGCCACGGAAGGAGCCUCUCUUGUUUUUUCUAUAAAAUGGGUAGGCAGGAGAAAAGCAGGUGCGCUAAGAUUGCUCUAAGGCCCAGCAUGUGGUUACAGUUCUCUGACUUGCAGAACCUGCCAGGUGUAUGGCUACAAGUUAUCCUCGUGCUGAUCUGUCUCAUUACUAAGUCAAAGGAGAAGACAGAAAGGUAAAAAUCACGUGUAGCAAGAACAACUCUUAUUUCACAAACUCAGGUAUGAAACGAAACGCCUUUCCUUCAUGGAACUGCUUUUAGCUCCUGUCUUUUCAAAAUGGCAGAGGGAGUUCCUACACACACUUUUUCCCUGGAGGCCAAGGUCUCGGGGUAGAAAGGGGAGGGGUGGGGCUACCAGGUAGCAGUUGACAACCCAAGGUCAGAGGAGUGGCCCUCAGUGUCAUCUGUCCACAGUGUUACCUGCCAAGAUGACCACUGACCCACAUCUGGUCUUAGUCAUUGGUCUCCUCAGAUUUCUGGGGCCACCUGCAAGCCCCAUUCCAUUCCUACAGAUCUCUCAGCCACCUGUAAGUCCUUUGUGAAGAUGUGGGUGACACAGGGGGACAGGAAAACCCAUUUCUCAACCCAGAUCCAUGUCUCAACUGCUUCUACUCUGGGUUGGGAUUCAGGAAGACAGGCACAGUCCUCUCUGUUCAUAGAAACACCUGCCAGCGUCAAGGAUUCCAGUCAGGUCUCUAUCCCAACUGGUCAGGGAGAGAAGGGCAGACCUAUUCUCAAAGACCACCAUGUCCAAGGUCUGACAGCUCCCCACUGGCUGCCCCCACAGGGGCUUUAGGCUGGUCUGGGUCGUGGGGAAGCGUCCCUCUUACCGCUGGUCUGUGUUCUCCUGGAUUUGGUAUCUAUGUUGGUACGACUCCCGGCCUUUUAUCUAAAGGCCUUUGGCUUUUGUAAAUCACAAGCCAAUAAUAACUUUUUUCUCCCCCUCUGUUUUUUGCUGUGUCAUCUCUGCCUUGAGACUGCCUUGAGACAGUGCUUGCCUUGAGAGAGUGAGCCAAUUAACAGCUGCCUGAAUUGUCAUUUUCCAUUUUGGUUUGUUAGAGGGGGGAGGGGUGGGUUUUGAGAAGGUCAAAAGCAAUACCAGAAGUAAAGGGAAAUAUCAGGCAAUAUUUUAUUUUUUCAUAGAUGUUCUGCCACACAAAGAACUUGGGGUGUAAGGAUAAGGCAAAAGCUCCAAUCCCAUUUUUCAGUUCUCCUAGGAUGCACCCCUCAGGGAGCCUGGCCAGAGUUCCGAGGCCCGUGAGCGUCAGCUGUUGCUUUAUUUUCCAUCAAAGCCCUCAGAAGUGAGACCUCAGCAAUUCCGGGAGCCACAUAGAGACAGACUUGGCAAGGGACCCCCUGGUUCUGAGCCAGUAGCUGCCAUCUGGAAAUGCCUCUUUUAGCCUCUCCUCAGAGGUGAAUGUGAAUGAAGCCUCCCAGGCACCCGCUGAAUUUCUGAGGCCUUGCUUAAAGCUCAGAAGUGGUUUAGGCAUUUGGAAAAUCUGGUUCACAUCAUAAAGAACUUGAUUUGAAAUGUUUUCUAUAGAAACAAGUGCUAAGUGUACCGUAUUAUACUUGAUGUUGGUCAUUUCUCAGUCCUAUUUCUCAGUUCUAUUAUUUUAGAACCUAGUCAGUUCUUUAAGAUUAUAACUGGUCCUACAUUAAAAUAAUGCUUCUCAAUGUCAGAUUUUACCUGUUUGCUGCUGAGAACAUCUCUGCCUAAUUUACCAAAGCCAGACCUUCAGUUCAACAUGCUUCCUUAGCUUUUCAUAGUUGUCUGACAUUUCCAUGAAAACAAAGGAACCAACUGGUUUUAACCAAACUUUGUUUGGUUACAGUUUUCAGGGGAGCGUUUCUUCCGCGACACACAGCAACAUCCCAAAGAAAUAAACAAGUGUGACCAAAAGAAAAAAAAAAAACCUAAAUGCUACUGUUCCAAAGAGCAACUUGAUGUUUUUUUUAAUACUGAGUGCAAAAGGUCACCCAACUUCCUAUGAUGAAAUUUUAAAUUAAUGGGCACCUUUCAACAUCAUUUGCUUCCUUAUCUACAGUUGAUUCAGAAAUCUGCAUUUUUUAUUCUUUUAUAUGACUUUUAAGUAAAAGAUUUAUAUGGA